This is a messenger RNA of Synchiropus splendidus (mandarinfish), 6465 nucleotides long. RefSeq names its product SMEK homolog 1, suppressor of mek1 (Dictyostelium) (gene ppp4r3a). Gene Ontology annotation, molecular function: protein phosphatase activator activity. The coding region runs from base 907 to 3438 and encodes 843 amino acids. NCBI's taxonomy places the organism in Eukaryota, Metazoa, Chordata, Actinopteri, Syngnathiformes, Callionymidae. Gene Ontology annotation, biological process: DNA damage response; protein dephosphorylation. The record is from RefSeq and is a predicted model, not a curated record. The transcript has 14 exons. Gene Ontology annotation, cellular component: nucleoplasm; protein phosphatase 4 complex.
GAUGUUGAAAAGCCAUUGUUUACCUUCUGUGAGGAGGAGCCGCGUCAUUGGGUGUACUGUAUCUUUAAAUGUGGCGGGCUGCCCUGUUGUUGCUGUACAGGAAACCCCGUACUGACUCUGAAGGGGCCCAAGAUGGCGGAAUACUCUCGGGAGGCAGUUAGCAAAUAACUGAGCCAGACGUCGCCAAUGAAUGGCAAACAGCCCUGAAAUGUAAAGCGUUGCUCCGUGGUAAUUUCACGACUCCACUUUGUUGCGCUGCACAGUCCUCGGGAUGCAUAUAUACGUGUGAGGGGAGAGUUGUCUCUCCGCGGCCCCGAGCCAGAACAUGGCGGAACACUCGGGGAAGAAAUAGCGAGCUAACGCUAGUAUAGGCGUAUUAUUCAGACACGCGCUGUCUAUUGGACUCGUUCGGACGACACGUUUCUCCGGUAAACGAGUGGGAAAUAAUGUUAACGCUGCGCAAUUUCUGCAUGAACUCCACGAAUGGAUUUCCUCCCAGGUGAUACGUGCAGCGUUCGUAGUUAGCUUCGAGCUAGGUGAAGUGGCUAAUGUUUUCCGCAAGUGGACAAGCUGUUCUCAGAAGCGGGCAUCAGAGAAACAUUGUAAAAAACGUGUGAAUUGUGAGUCCACUACGGCUGUAUUUUUUUUAAAAUUACAUUUUCUUUGUCGGUGUUUUAAGUUGCUAGUGUAAAACAGUUUAGUUCGAUGCUCACAAUGGUCUUCGUGUCGAGACGUGUUUCAUGUUCGAAGUAGUGGAACUUUGAUGGUUAUACUUGCUGGCGUUGGUUCUACUGAGUGCUCGUCAUCUGGGAGUGUUAGUGAAUUGAAGUUGUGGCGUUGCUAGACACACUGUAAGAACCAAGACGAGCCAGAAGGAAAGGGGGCCGUGUACAUCCACCUGCCAGGAUGACGGACACCCGCCGAAGAGUCAAAGUCUAUACCCUCAACGAGGACAGACAGUGGGACGACCGCGGGACAGGACACGUCUCUUCGGGUUAUGUGGAGCGUCUGAAAGGCACUUCUCUUCUCGUCAGAGCAGAAAGUGAUGGUUCUUUGCUGCUGGAGUCUAAAAUCAACCCAAACACAGCCUACCAGAAGCAACAAGAUACGUUGAUAGUGUGGUCUGAAGCUGAAAAUUAUGACCUGGCUCUAAGUUUCCAAGAGAAAGCUGGCUGUGAUGAAAUCUGGGAAAAAAUAUGUCAGGUUCAGGGAAAGGACCCUUCCGUGGACAUCACUCAAGAUGUGGUUGACGAGUCCGAAGAGGAGCGCUUCGAUGACAUGUCCUCCCCUGGUCUGGAGUUACCCCCAUGUGAACUGAGCCGCUUGGAGGACUUGGCUGAGCUAGUUGCUUCCUCGUUACCAUCUCCGCUACGGCGCGAAAAACUGGCCCUGGCAGUGGAGAACGAAGGCUAUAUUCGCAAGCUGCUGGAACUAUUCCGUGUUUGCGAGGACUUGGAGAACAGAGAGGGGCUACACCACUUGUACGAAAUCAUUAAAGGCAUAUUCCUGCUCAAUCGCACUGCACUCUUUGAGGUCAUGUUCUCGGAGGAGUGUAUCAUGGACGUUAUUGGUUGUCUGGAGUUUGACCCAGCGCUCCCUCAGCCGCGGCGACAUCGGGAAUUUCUCACAAAGACUGCCAGAUUUAAGGAGGUGAUCCCCAUCUCUGACCCGGAACUGCGUCAGAAAAUACACCAGACUUAUAGAGUGCAGUACAUUCAGGACAUGGUGCUGCCCACUCCCUCUGUUUUUGAGGAGAAUAUGCUGUCCACCCUGCACUCCUUCAUCUUCUUCAACAAGGUGGAGAUCGUGGGCAUGCUGCAGGACGAUGAGAAAUUCCUGACAGACCUUUUUGCACAGCUAACAGAUGAAGCGACGGAAGACGACAAAAGACAUGAACUGGUCAACUUCCUCAAGGAAUUCUGCGCAUUCUCACAAACGCUACAACCUCAAAACAGAGACGCCUUUUUCAAGACACUGUCAAACAUGGGCAUUCUACCUGCACUGGAGGUCAUCCUGGGAAUGGAUGACGUUCAGGUGCGCGGGGCAGCCACUGAUAUCUUCUCUUAUCUGGUGGAGUACAACCCGUCCAUGGUACGAGAGUUUGUGAUGCAGGAGUCUCAGCAAAAUGAUGACGAUAUCCUUCUGAUCAACCUCAUCAUAGAGCACAUGAUCUGUGAUACUGAUCCAGAAUUAGGUGGGGCGGUGCAGCUCAUGGGCCUUCUCAGAACUCUGGUGGACCCAGAGAACAUGCUGGCUACUGCAAACAAAACUGAAAAGACUGAGUUCUUAAGCUUCUUUUACAAGCACUGCAUGCACGUCCUCUCGGCUCCGCUGCUGGCCAACACCACAGAAGAGAAGCCCAGCAAAGGUACACGAGGCGGUUUGUUUUUGAGACGCACUGAUGAAGCUUGCUUAUGUUUAUCAUGGUUUCUCCAUCUCUCAGAUGAUUUCCAGACGUCCCAGUUGUUGGCUUUGAUUUUGGAAUUGCUGACCUUCUGUGUUGAGCAUCACACCUACCACAUAAAGAACUACAUCAUCAACAAGGACAUCCUCAGGAGGGUCUUGGUGCUCACCGCCUCUCAGCACGCCUUCCUGGCACUCUGUGCUCUGCGCUUCAUGCGGAGGAUCAUCGGUUUGAAGGAUGAAUUCUACAAUCGCUACAUUAUGCGGAACUUUUUGUUUGAGCCGGUCGUCAAGGCCUUUCUGAACAACGGCUCGCGUUACAAUCUCAUGAACUCGGCCAUCAUCGAGAUGUUUGAAUAUGUCCGUGUGGAGGAUGUGAAAUCUCUAACGGCUCAUAUAGUAGAAAAUUACUGGAAGGCUCUGGAAGACGUGGACUAUGUUCAGACAUUCAAAGGCUUGAAGCUGCGUUACGAGCAACAACGAGAACGGCAGGACAACCCCAAGUUAGACAGCAUGCGCUCCAUCCUGAGGAACCACCGCUUUCGGCGUGACGCCCGGACACUGGAGGACGAGGAGGAAAUGUGGUUCAACACGGAUGAGGACGACCUGGAAGACGGCGAGGCUGUGGUUCCUCCCUCAGACAAGAUGAAGAGCGAGGAAGACCUCAUGGAGCCGAUCAGCAAAUUCAUGGAGAGGAAGAAAUUGAAAGACCCAGAAGAUAAGGAAAUGCUGGGGAAGUCCAGCCUGCCGAGCCGACAGAAUCCCAGCUUCAAGCUCUCUUUCUCUGGUUCGACGAAAACCAGCCUGUCCAGCCCUCCGUCUGCCUCACUCAACCCUGGCUCUCCGGGCUCACCGGGGUCUCCCGGCUCAGGAGUACGUAGCUCGCCCUCCACCACAGCUGUUACCACGAAGGGGGGGCUGGUGGGACUGGUGGACUAUCCCGACGACGACGAUGAGGACGAAGAUGAUGAGGAGGAUGGGGAGAGUAAAGAGGAGAGUCUGCCUCCGACAAAGAAACCCAAGCUCAACUCCUAAAGGCUCCUCGGCCUCCGAGCAGAGACUUGUCACAGGAAUGAUGUAAACAGAGUGAAUGAAUGAAGCCACAUCUGGCUGGAGGUCAGAGGAGGAGCGGACUGAAUGGAUUGGAGCUCACCUCUGACCGGUCCAGUUCAUACAAGUGCCAAUCAGCAGACCAGGAGAGAGAGACGUCUGAGAUGUAAACAAACACGUUGGACGUCGAAGGGGAGGGGCGAGGUCGCCCCCGCAGGACCUUCAGCUCGCUCACUCGUUCGGUUGGUCGGAGAAAUAGACCACAAACAAAUAAACACAUCUGAAGUUCCGGAGAGCUCGUGGGCCUGGACCAUAACCCACUCCCCCCGACCCCCACUCAGGGAAGGACAUCACCGUGACCCCAGUAGGUCAGCCAAUUCAGACCCAGAACCACCGUGUGCACCCACUUCAGAAGCCUCUUCCUGUUCUUUUUCCACCUGUUCAUUUCUCUGCUCUAUCUCCACCUCCUCCUCCUCCUCCUCUGUUGCUUUGUGUCCCUCUUUUAAGUUAGUACUAGGACCAGACGGGAGAUGGCAUGUGGCGCGGAGCUGUCUGUGUUGUCGUUUGAUGAUGUCAUCAGUGUCUUCGUUCGACAUUGUUUCUCUGAAGAGAAAAAAAAAAGCCAGCAGUUUCUUCAUAUGUUCAUUUUACUCUUUAUUUGUCUUCUCCAGUUUUUUGUAAAAGACAACAGAAAAAAAGACCUGCCUUUAAAUGUUCAGGAUGUUUUCAGUCACACUUGAACAGGUUUUUAAAGACCUCAGUAGGUGAGCUAGUUUUACCCUUUUUGCCCUUUGAAACUGCAGAUUUUUUGGAGAAUUUGUAAUCCCGUCUUGAUUAAAGAUUGAGUGGAAUUCUAGAUGUGAUGAAUUUUGUCAUAUCUUCUCAUUUUCUUUCCUUUUACAUGAGUGUACACUUAGUUGUUCGAAAUAUUUGGGACCAUUAAAAUCUUUGCUGUAAGGCGUCCUGCUAGCCUUUUGUUCGAUCCAGCCUUUCCUUCCUGCGUGUUUUCCACCAGUUCUUUUGUCUCUUGCAUCACUGGCUAUUUUUCAUUGUCCCUCACGUGUCCAGACUCUCGCAGCUGCUCUGCGUGCUGUCCGCUAGGUGGCACCGUUGUUCCGUCAAGUACAGGUCCAGGCGUUUGUUGCGCUCGCCUCUUGCUCCUGCAACUUCACUGUGUCUCAUGUUACACUCACUACCUGAUCAAUGAACGCCUGAGGCUGUGAUAUUGCUGUGAAGUGGUGGCCUGAGUUGUGGACAGCAUUUUUUUUCUCAGUGUGGAGUCAGGGUUUUUCUCAGACUUAUUUCAGCAACACACAUUGUUUUUGAACUGAAGGCAGAAAACAAGACCCUGGAGCAAGUGCUCUAUGAAGUGGUGAUGACUGGGUUGAGUAGCUCGAUUAACUGAGACUCAUGAGUCAGAUGAGAUCGUUUGAAAGUGCUUUAUGAUCAGGAACAUCCCAUUAUCCGACGCAGCCAUCCCUCUGACUUGGGAAUGUCUCGUCACUCUUAAAAGAAGUGGCUGAUUCCACCUUGUAAAUAAGGACAACAAUGGCACUGAAAAGUGGUGAAAUAUGAUUUUCUGCUUGCCAUUCUGCUUUCUAGAGAAUUUAAAAUGGGAAGUACUGUACCUUUAAUACCUGAAGAUGAGAACCUGAAGUGUUUUCUUUUGAAGGAGCUGCAGCCAGAUGCAAAUUCUUAUUAAUAUACAUGUAUUUUUGCUCAUGAAAUGCCUUAAUAAGAGCAAAUAACAGAGUUUGUUUUGGGCUCCCUCUAGUGACGCUGUAUGACCUCGCUGCUCCAGGUAGCCUCGGACUGGCCUGUGUGUGUGGCCUGUGCUUGGCACAAGUGUCAGUUCAGUUUUAGGUGAUAUCUGCAUCUAAUGAUGGUUUAGUCUGUAGACCGAUGAAGGUAGAGUAACUUUUGCCUCGGAACAGAAACUGUUUUGCCAUGGUGAAGACGGAUUGGAUUCCGUUUUCUGAAAAUAAUACUCAGCCGAGUUAUGAAUCUCAGAUUACUGAAGAUGCUUCAUGUCUGUUUCCAUGUGUUGCUGGUUUUCUCACUUUCAUAUCUGACCCAUGAACUUUUGGGCAAUGCCCUUAUCAAAGAUGUCUGAGUGUUGCCUGAAACUCCUUUUUUUUAAAUUUCACCAUUUUCAAGUCAAACCGGACCUGUGGUCCCCACAGAGGGGGCAAACAGAAAAACAAACACCGGGACUGCGUUGUCCGUCCAAGACGCUCUUCAAACAUGGAUUAUUAAUUAAAAAGCAAACAGAAGCGAGUCCCCCGGCGGCCACGACGCCUAUUAAGACUCCAUUCAGAGGAAAGCUGUCUGUGGACGACAGCGGCUUUUCCCUGCCAGUCUGUGUUUGCCCCUCAGCAGGAGCGUGGCGGCAUGUGUGUUGCUGCGUGUGUGUGAUCUGUGCCACCGCGGUUCCUGCUCCGCCGACCUCUGCCCGCCCGCCUGCGCGUCUGCCAGGUUGAAGAGUGACCGUCGGGGGACGUCGCCGCCCGGCCUCCUGCUGGGCCAAUGAAAAGCCUGCUUGACAGCUCCAUUGACUGGCUCGCAUCCCCGAACAUCACGUCUGGCACCGAGAGGCUGCUGUCUAUUCAGGAGUGACAGUCGCAUGGCGACGAGCAGAGCAGACAGGACAGUGUGGCGACAGCAGUGGGAUGUAUGCGUGUCAAAAAAACUUCUCCGACUUUCACUUCACUGACCCUUUUAUUUGGUAGUUUGGUAGUUAUUUUUACGCUCUCUCUUGCCAAAUAUCACUCUCUCCUGACCCAGUUUCACCCCAGAGAGGUCAAGAGCAAGUCCUCGACUAGUGGCGGGGUUCUGUUACUGCGUCGCAAGUUGGACUGAGUGAAGCCUGUAAAUACCAUGAAAUAAAAAACCUGGUAGACAGUGUCGGUGCAAAGGUGUCCGGGCGAUGGCGACACACCAGGCAGUCGCGAUGCAACUGUUUUUGGAACUUUUCAUGUAAAAAUGAAACUUAAAAUGAAGGAUGCGAUGGUU